Molecule: messenger RNA, 324 nt
Organism: Macrosiphum euphorbiae (potato aphid)
Lineage: Eukaryota; Metazoa; Arthropoda; Insecta; Hemiptera; Aphididae
Source: the annotation of a GenBank genome assembly
AUGGAAGUUAUUAAGUCCAACAAAGGUGGGAACAAAAUUUGUUGGAGAGGAUAUACAUAUAUAAUGAAACAUCAAGGACGUAAACGAUUAACGUGGAGAUGUACAAAAGAACGUUCAUUGAAAUGUCGCGGAACAAUGUACACGGACUUACAGAUUGGACAUCCUCAAAUUGGAAAAGUCCAUAGUCAUAUAGCUGAUAAACACGAGGUGAAUGCAAUAAAAUGUAUAUAUAAACUGAAAGAGGCUGCAAAACAAACUAAAACGAAUCCAGCGGAAAUAUAUGCCGAAAAUGUGAAGACUUUAGACGCACAAUCACAAGCUUAG